This is a messenger RNA of Podarcis muralis (Common wall lizard), 3678 nucleotides long. It is a transcript of the gene PAICS, whose product is annotated as phosphoribosylaminoimidazole carboxylase and phosphoribosylaminoimidazolesuccinocarboxamide synthase. Gene Ontology annotation, cellular component: cytosol. The record is from RefSeq and is a predicted model, not a curated record. Gene Ontology annotation, molecular function: phosphoribosylaminoimidazolesuccinocarboxamide synthase activity. NCBI's taxonomy places the organism in Eukaryota, Metazoa, Chordata, Lepidosauria, Squamata, Lacertidae. Gene Ontology annotation, biological process: 'de novo' IMP biosynthetic process.
CAGGUCACUUUCAACAUGGAGAGUGGAGCAGGAAGGCACUGGACUGAGGAGGAGGUUAAAGCCUUGUUAAGCGUCUGGUCAGAAAAAAACAUCAGAAAGCAACUCCAUGGAACACUAAGGAAUAAAGGAAUAUUUAUUUACAUUGCUAAAAGGCUACAGGAGCUGGGGAUCUGCAGAGACUGGAAACAAUGUCGUGCAAAGUAUAAAAACCUGAAAUAUGAAUAUAGGACAGUUAAAUAUGCCCACAACUCAGGAGAUGCUACAAAGACCAUGAAGUUUUUCCACGAAUUGGAUGCCAUAUUGCAACAUGAACCUGUCACACAGUUAACAGAGGAAGAGAACGGCAGGUGUUCAGCAAAUGACAUCAUAAAUGCCACCAGGGAGAACAAUGAAGGUGAAGUUGCAGUUACACUGGAAGAGGAGGAAGAUCCUCCUGCAAACCCACUACUUUUUAUGUCCCACUGCAGGCCCAUUCAACUAGGUAACACAUAUCUGAGUCUCUCCCCUAUUCUGCCUGAUGCAGGUAACCCAACCCCAAUACUAGAUGCGACCAGAAGUCUGCCAUACAUUCCAUCUGUAGCAAAUGAAGGAGGAAAACAUUGGACUAUUAAUGAAGUUAGAGCUCUAAUACGUGUCUGGUCAGAUAAAAGCAUCCAGCAACAACUCGAGGGAACGGUGAGAAACAAAAGAAUAUUUGAACAUGUUGCUGCUAGACUCCAAAAAUUUGGAAUCGACAGGGACUGGAAGCAGUGCAGGACAAAAUAUAAAAAUCUAAAGCAUGAAUAUAAGAGUGUAAAAAAUGCCCAAUAUUCAGGCAACACAAGCAAAAGUAUGAAGUUUUUCAGAGAGCUGGAUGCUAUUCUGGGCCACAGCAAUGCAGAUAAAACAAGCAGGUCGGAUAAUGAUGACAGCGAGAAGCCUGUAGAAUGGGUAGAAACUAAAACAGAAAAGAAUUUCAGAGAAUUACAUGGAGACACAGGUGCGGAAGAUUCUGUUAGUAGUAUGUCAGGAGAUCUGCAGCUCACAGACACAAGGAAAGUGAAAGACCCAGUGCUCCACAGCGCAGUAGACAGAACUAAUUAUCUAAAUGGAGAUUUGGAAGAGCCCAUUACCACACAUGUGAAGGAAGACAUAAAAGAAGAAGUUACUGACUUAGAAAUCCCGGAAGACGACGAUUCCAUCCACAGUACUCCCGAAGGUACAGAGCUCUCACACAUAAAGCAAGAGCCGAUUGACGUAGAUGAUGAUUCUAUCAGUACAACCUCAGAGGAUGCACCUGGGUUUUCAAUGUGUAAACAGAUUACAGGGGCAGACCAUCAAAUGUCCUUAAACGAAGCACAGAAUCACUUUAGAGUUAUUACGAUUAACGACACAGGAGCAGGAAAGCACUGGUGUGACAAUGAAGUCAAAGCUCUGAUAAAUAUUUGGUCCGAUGAGGAGAUACAGCAAAUGCUUGAAGGAGCAACAAGGAAUAAAGAAAUAUUUGAGGAGAUUGCCAGAAGGCUAAUGAAGGUUGGAAUAGACAGAGACUGGAAGCAGUGCCGCACAAAGUACAAAAACUUAAAAUAUGAGUAUCGUGCGUUGCAGAAAGAAAACGACCAGGUUGGCAAUGCAAGAAAGAGGAUGAGGUUUUAUGAUGAAAUCGACUGCAUUUUGAGAAGCCAGCCCUCAGAGACAGCUGCAGAAGUUACCACAGACACAGCCCCACUGAGUGUCAAAAGAAAAGCCUCUCAAGAUGACCCCUCACCCAUUCAGUUUAAGAAAAGUGUUUCUGAUAACUUAACAAUCCAGUCGCAAGGUGUGUCUGACAGCAUGCAUACUGUAAUCAAGAGCCGAAGGAUGCUUCUAGAGAGAUUUUACAAGCAGGAAGAAAUGCAAGAUACCAGCAGAACACAGAUGAAUAGCAGCGUCCCUGCAGUGAAACAGGCGUCUCUCCAGGCGGUCUCUGCGAUGCCUCCCAUACGCUCAGAACUUAAACUUGGCAAAAAAAUAAAUGAGGGGAAAACAAAAGAAGUCUAUGAAUUGCCAAAUCUCCCAGGAUGUGUUCUGCUUCAAUCGAAAGACCAGAUAACGGCCGGAAAUGCAGCUAGAAGGGAUCUCAUGGAAGGGAAGGCCGCAAUCUCAAAUACAACAACAAGCUGUGUGUUUCAGUUGCUCCAGGAGGCUGGAAUUAAAACUGCUUUUGUGAGGAAGCAUAGUGACACGGCAUUCAUCGCUGCUCACUGUGAAAUGAUUCCAAUUGAAUGGGUUUGCAGAAGAAUUGCUACAGGUUCUUUCCUGAAGAGAAACCCUGGUGUCGAGGAAGGCUACCGCUUUAACCCACCUAAGAUUGAGAUGUUUUAUAAGGAUGAUGCAGCCAAUGAUCCACAGUGGUCUGAAGAGCAACUCAUUGAAGUUAAGUUCAAGUUUGCGGGCCUUGAAAUUGGACAGACUGAAGUUGACAUUAUGGCCCAGUCGACUCGAGCCAUUUUUGAAAUACUUGAGAAAGCAUGGCAGCCCCUGAACUGUACUUUAGUGGACAUGAAGGUUGAGUUUGGUGUGAAUGUCGCUACAAAAGAGAUUGUUCUUGCUGAUGUCAUUGAUAAUGAUUCUUGGCGAUUGUGGCCAUCUGGAGACAGAAAACAACAGAAAGACAAGCAGUCUUACCGCGAUCUCAAAGAAGUGACUCCUGAAGCACUGCAGAUGGUGAAGAGAAACUUUGAAUGGGUAGCUGAAAGAGUGGAGCUUUUGUUGAAACCACAGAGCCAAGGCAGAGUGGUUGUGCUAAUGGGAUCCACUUCAGAUCUUGCCCACUGCGAAAAAAUAAAAAAGGCUUGUGGAAACUUUGGCAUUCCUUGUGAAUUACGAGUGACCUCUGCUCACAAGGGACCAGAUGAGACACUUAGGAUCAAAGCUGAAUAUGAAGGUGAUGGAAUUCCUACAGUGUUUGUAGCAGUAGCUGGAAGAAGCAAUGGUCUGGGACCCGUGAUGUCUGGAAACACAGCAUAUCCUGUUGUAAACUGUCCUCCACUCUCGGCCGACUGGGGUGCUCAGGAUAUAUGGUCAUCUCUGAGGUUGCCCAGUGGUCUUGGCUGUUCCACAAUUCUUUCACCCGAAGGUGCUGCCCAGUUUGCUGCUCAGAUAUUUGGGUUGAAUAACCACUUUGUGUGGGCCAAGUUGCGCUCAAGUAUGUUGAAUACAUGGAUCUCGCUCAAGCAGGCUGACAAAAAGAUGAGAGAAUGCAACUUAUAAACCGCUUCUGUGUUCUGCCAGCUAUCAGAAUAUGGCAUACCAUUUCUAACUCAAGAACACACUCACCAGUUCUAUCAUAAACAGAUGAGCCUUCAGGUUCCAAGCACAUACGGUUAAUCUUUGUGGCUUUCUGAAAGCUGUAGAACUUCACAAACGCUACCAGUAUUAUGGAGUAGUUUUUACUGAUCCAUCUCAAUAGCUUAUUAAACAGAGCUAGUUACCUGUAUUGAUUUGUAAUCCUGAUCAGAAUGUUAAUUCUCAAAGUUUCUAUUGAACAGCUAGCAAUAACAGCAACUGUCUUAACCUAGAUUCUAAUUAAGAACUUGUUCAACAUGCAACAAUGUUGCAGAGGAAAGAAAGGCUAGCCAUUAUUUCAAGAUAGUAUUGUGAAAUCUGUAUUCGGAGGGAAAGUGUUUACCAAAUAGGAAUAAAAGCAGCUUUCACUAG